GAUAGCGGGUUCGCGGAUACCCGACGGAUAGCGGGUAUCCGCGAGUGGUGGGUUUGGAUACCAUUUGAUAUCCAUGGAUAGUUUCGUGGUUAAAAACCAUUAUCCAUUUAGUUUGUGGGUAUGGGUAUAGAUAGUCACUAUCCGUACCCGUCGUACUCGAUUAUUCGUGGAACGGAGGGAACUCGUAUUUAUGUUUUGGUUUCAUUUAUCUUAGUUGUCCUUUUUUCCCGAAGCAGGGAUGACUUCAAAUCAUUGGCUGUUUCUUAGCAAAUCAAAUUACAGUGUCUUUUCUCUGGAUUCAAUUUGAAGGCAUCAUAGGGGCAUAGGAGUAAUUUUCCAAAAGGUGAACGGGCGGAUAGCAAAUCAAAAAGUGCAGCACCACUGCUGUUAGACCUUCGUCGUCGUCAUUUUUCUUCCGUUGGAAGCUCCCUGAUUUUCCAGACAUCGACAACGCAACUGACCGUUAUCUCUAUACCAGCUCCCAUCACUUGAAGAAGCUACAAAGUCAGCAUAGGCUGCUCACGUGGUGUCUAUUUUUCAUUCUUAUCACGUACUUUUUCAUGUUGAGGUAUCAGGUAAUGGCAACAGAGGAAGAUGUUGGCGUGCCAGAUUUGAAAUCACAGUUGGCCAAUGCACAGACCCACUGGAAGCAGGAGAUGGGAAGAAGCCAGUCUCAAGUGGACGCAUUGCAAGAGAAGCUUACGGAGGUAAAGGCUUGUAUACAAGGCUCUGAAGCAGAUGCUAAGAAGGAGCUGAAAGUUCUCUGGCAUAGAGUCAAAACAUCUGCAACAUUGUUGACAUACUUGAAAUCGAAAGCCAGAAUUAUGGCCGUUCCUCAUUUGGCUCAUACCUCUUGUGGUAUCAAACAAUUGGAGGGUGUGGGCCUUGUUGAUAAGAAUGGUGUGCCGUUGUCUGGAUGGUCAAGGAACGUAGAUACUUCUUCUUUUGACAGUGCAGAUGAGGAAACAUGGACAGCACUUAGCAGUCAGGAUGGUACUCUUGAUGAACAAGAUGGAGUUUACAUUAGCGAAUUACUCAAAAGUGUACAAAUGGUUACUGAUGUAAUGGAAACUCUCGUGAAGAGAGCUAUCAUGGCAGAAUCUGAAAUGGUUACCGAGAAGGAAAAGGUAACAGUAGGACAGGAAGAAAUUAAAAAGAAGGCAGUUCAAAUUGAGAACAUGUCAGUAAAAUUAGAGGAGAUGGAGCAAUUUGCAAUGGGUACAAAUAGUAUUUUGAAUGAGAUGAGACAGAGGGUAGAAGAUUUGGUUGAAGAAACUUCUAGACAAAGACAAAGAGCUGCUGAGAAUGAGCAGGAGCUUUGCCGUGUUAAGCAAGACUUUGAAUCCCUGAAAUCUUAUGUCAGUACUCUGAUUAGUGUUAGGGAAACACUUCUUUCAUCAGAGAAGCAAUUUCAGUCAAUUGAAAAGCACUUUGAACGGCUUGUGGAAAAAACAUCGCAAUUGGAAAAUGAGAAGAUGCUGAAGGAAGUUGAGGUCCAGAAACUUAUGGAAGAGAAUAUGAGACUGAGUGUUCUACUGGACAAGAAAGAGGCCCAACUCGUGGCCAUGAACGAGCAAUGCAAGGUUAUGGCACUGAACGCUUCCAAUAUAUAAUUUGACAUCCUUAACUCAUUUGAUAGAGCUGCCAUUCUUCUGCAAACCCGAUCACGUGGUGUAGCUCUCUCCUGCAUACUGACGAAAGUAUAUUGCUUGAGUUUGACAUUCACUUUCCAUUUUCAAAUUGCCAUAGGAUGGAACUUGUACUCCCUAUCUUGUUGUAUUUUCUUAUUUGAGAAGUCUUCAGUUGAUUGAAUGUAAAGCCUGUACUGUUGAGACCUUUUCCAUUCUGCUGAGUGCAGUAUGUGUUUAUCCUGCCAUCUCAUUAUUUUUCUUCCUCA
Molecule: messenger RNA, 1897 nt
Organism: Salvia miltiorrhiza (redroot sage)
Lineage: Eukaryota; Viridiplantae; Streptophyta; Magnoliopsida; Lamiales; Lamiaceae
Exons: 6
Coding region: 561-1613 (350 amino acids)
Biological process (GO): negative gravitropism; response to red or far red light
Source: RefSeq, a predicted model, not a curated record